This is a messenger RNA of Morone saxatilis (striped sea-bass), 5207 nucleotides long. RefSeq lists its product as uncharacterized. The record is from RefSeq and is a predicted model, not a curated record. The transcript has 23 exons. Gene Ontology annotation, cellular component: shelterin complex. Lineage: Eukaryota; Metazoa; Chordata; Actinopteri; Moronidae. Gene Ontology annotation, molecular function: telomeric repeat DNA binding. Bases 413 to 4453 code for a protein of 1346 amino acids. Gene Ontology annotation, biological process: telomere capping; regulation of telomere maintenance via telomere lengthening.
GCAGUUAUCAUAUCACAGCCAUUAUCUGGACAUCUCGAGUUAAUCCGUAUCUACCUAAUUGAGCUACCAAAACCCGUUUUUAGGUCAUUAAUCUGAAUUUAAUUUAGGUCAUUGGACUUCCGGCCAUUUCAGGAGCGCGUUAGCUCAGCUGCAGCUAACGGUUGUAGUUAUUUAUUUAUUUAUUUAUUUAACAGUAGCAGAGUUGAGAGUUUGUCAGACAACGUGUACGUUUUGUCAUAAGACUGUAUAUACAUCUCCUCCCAAAUGCUUUAAGGAUAUUAAAGCCUAGCUUACGUUUUAGGCAACAACAACAACAACAACAACAACAACAAAAUCGUUCGCCAGCACGUCCGGUUCUCUUUUUUCAAAAUAAGAGGGCGAGUUAACAUCCCGUUUGAAUGACUCGAAGAGAAUGAAGAGCAAGGGAUUGCCUGGUAAUGAUCUUCCAGUCCACUAUCUACGCCUCCUGGCCCCGCCCUUGCAGCUUUUAUCAGCUGCAGUGUGGCAAGUAGUGCAGCAGGGACUUGUGGACCACUAUGGGAUGCUGGAGGAGUUUGUUACCAUGGUGACAGAGCUGGUCCCAGAGCUGAUGAGCUACAGUCAGAGGGCUCAGCUCAUCCUGGGACUGAGGGCCAGGCUUGUUCUGGAGAUGUGUCGAGGUGAGAACCCAGUGGACAUGCAGACCAUUCAACCACAUCUGGACAGAAUUAAAGCUCCUGUCAGUACUGCCAAGGAUCACCAUGUAACCAUUAACCAGGUGGAGGAAUCGGAGGUGAACUUUGUGGAGUUGGUGCAUUCUUUACUGGAGGAUGACUCUGAAAGAAAAUACUUUUUCCAGGAAAUCUUCCCUGUAUAUUUUGGCCCAAAGUAUGAAGCAGCUCUCGAGAUGCUGGUGUGGGAGUUCAUAUCAAGACUGGAGGAGCUGCUGCCAGUUCCAGACUUCACACAGUUGGCAGCUUUGCUCGGAGACGCUCCGUCAUUCCUAGACGACUGUUUACAAUCCGUUUUCCCGCCAGACGACAUGAAGGCUGUACUUGAACACCACAGAAACCUCGGCCAUUUUGAAGAGAAAGAUCCUAGAUUAUUACCCAUGGAUGACUGCAUCCUCUCCUCCCUGUCUCUGCCUCCUGGGACCAAACCUGUCACAAACGCCACCUCACCUGCUCUCAAAGAUUCAAACCCUCCAGAGCACAAAGGAGCCUUCAACACAAGCAGCCUGGAGAGGGCCGGCAGGAGGAGCUCUGAGACAGCGAGACGGAAGGAGACGAGGGACUCGGGCAGUUGGCAGCUGCAAGUUAGAGGUGGGAACAUUUCUCAGGAGAGGAAUGCGCAAAACUCAAUUAGUACACAACCAUGUGAUGAAACCAUAGACCUCACUAUGUCUAAUGAGACUGCGGACACAGAUUCAGCAGCCGAUGACAACAGCCAAAGCUUGAGAGGAGGGCGGGUUCUCAGGAAGAGGAAGUUGAGCGGAGGUGUGGACAUUCCUCCAAAACAGCCUGCUGAGGCGACAGCUUUCUUGGAUUCGUCAAUGGAGGAAGAGAAUUCAGGUGAAUCUCCUCUAAUCUCGAUAUGGGGAGAAUAUACAGACCCUCAGGAAGGUUCUUUUCCAGUUGUAACAGACACAAAGGUUCCUUGGUCGGACGACGAGACGCUCAAUCUGCUCGACAUCUGGGGGAAGGACUCGGUGCAGCGGGCUUUGAAGGGCUGCUUGAAGAACCGUCACAUAUUCACACAGAUCGCACAGAAGAUGGCAGAGAGAGGCUACAUGAGAACCGUGGAACAGUGCCAGACCAGGGUCAAACGACUGAAGAAAUGCUUUCGCCAGAACAACAAAGGGAACUCCAGGCUGGAGUAUAAAUUUUAUGAGCAGCUGAAGCGGGUACUCGGCUCCUCAGCUCCCUCCACUGUUCCUGAGGUCACCUAUGACGUAGAAGAGGUCAUCGAUGAAGACGAGUCCCAAGACGGCGACGAGGACUGGCAGUUUCUCGGCCAUACGAGCCGACUGGAAAUCGGAACUAGAAGCGUUCCGUGGACCGACUUGGAGACGCUGGCCCUUAUCAACACGUGGGGUGAAGACAAGAUGCAGCAGGAACUGAGAGGAUUCCACAGAACCGGACACAUGUUCUCCAUCAUAUCCAACAAGAUGGCCGCCCAGGGCUUCUCCCGAACACCAGAGCAGUGCCAAACAAGACUGAAAAGGCUGAAAUCAAGUUUCAGGCAAUGCUACCAAAACAACAUGAAGGGACAGGAACAAGUUGUGUGCAAGUUUUACAAUGAACUGGGAAGAAUUUUAGUGAAGGACUUCCCUAUAGUGCCGCAAGUGGAUGAAACGCCAGGAGAGCCCGAAGAUGACUUCACCUCCUUCUCCCAUCAGGAUAUCGAGUCUGCUGUGGGCGUUCAGGAAGACAGGAAGAAAGUCCCCUGGUCGGACAAAGAGACCAUCAUCCUUCUGGAGAUCUGGGGAGACCCACAGGUCCAGGAGUGCAUGAGACGCUACCCACACAACGGUCACAUUUUUACCGAAAUAUCAGAGAGACUUGGCGCCAACGGCUACUCCCGCAGCGCCGAGCAGUGCCACACCAGGAUCAAACGGCUGAAAGCCAACUAUCGGCAGUGUCAGGAAAACAUGAGCUCAUCUGGGACCGACAGAGUCGACUUUAAAUUCUAUGAUCUGCUGGAACAAAUCCUGGACAAGCAGCCGUCAACAUCUUCCAUCCUUGUGACAGACUCCAUCGAAAUAUCCGAAGACUCAAAUGGUGAAUCAGUGACUGAAAUAGAUGGAGAAAUCAGCAUGUCAACAGAAAAACCAGCACCUAGCUUGUGGUCAGAUGAGGAGACCCUGGCGCUUAUCGAGAUCUGGGGCGACGAAGACGUUCAGAGGGCGCUUAGGGGUUCCGUCCACAACGGACACGUUUACGCCGACAUUUCAGAGAGAAUUCAAGACCUCGGCUACUCGAAAACCUCGGAGCAGUGCCGCUGGAAAGUGAAGUCACUGAGGAACAACUUUCGACAGUGCUACGAUAAGAAGAAGUGUGGAAGAAGAGUAGAUUAUAGAUUCUACAAGCCGCUGGAACAAAUACUUGGACAGGAGGCGGUUUCUAUUGAUGAGUAUGAUGAAAGAGACGAGCAGCCGGACCAGGAUCCAGUAGGUCCAGAUGGUGUGAACACAGCGUGGACAGAACAGGAGACGGUUACUCUCGUCGAGGUGUGGGCCGCAGACGACGUGCAGCACAGCCUGAAAACCUGCGUCCGCAACGGGCACAUAUUCGCAGACAUAUCUGAGAAAAUGACCGCCAUGGGAUACCCGAAGACGGCGGAGCAGUGCCACUCCCGGAUCAAAAGGUUGAAGAAGACUUACAGGCGCUACUGCAACACCCAGAGGAACGGAGGGCGGCCUGCUGCGUUUAGAUACUUCCACCUCCUGGCUCCGGUGCUCGGUGAUAACUCUUUGUACGUUGAUGUGGACAGUACCGCUGCUGACGCCAACGAGCAACCCCUAAUGGACAAGGACCCUGACAUGUACGAGCAGCCCUCAGCCAGCCACCCCCAGGCCGACCUCAGCAGAAAGAUGCCCUGGUCGGACCAGGAGACUCGCACCCUGCUGGAGAUCUGGGGCGAAGACUCUGUCCAGCUCACCCUGAGGGGCUGCCUGAAGAACCGCCACGUGUUUAAGUACAUCUCUGAGAAGAUGAGUGACCAAGGAUUCAUCAGGACCUCAGAGCAGUGCUACUCCCGCAUUAAGCGCCUUAAACAUGGCUUCCUCCAUGAAAAGGAGGAAUUCAAAUUUUUCAGCGAGAUGGAUGAAAUCUUCAGGAGGGAGCUGAAAGUGGACGUCACAGUCGCAGACACGUCGGUCACAGAUGAGCCGGAGGACUACACGCUAGGGCCUGCUCAAAAGAAAGGUACCCAGUGGAUGGCUGACAGCACCAAGCUGCCCUGGAGCGACGGGGAGACCGAGGCCCUCCUGGACAUAUGGGGGAGCGAGGAGAUCCAGGAGACCUUGAAGGGCUGCACCAAGAACAAACACAUCUUCAUCCAGAUCUCUGAGGUCAUGGCUAGCCAGGGCUACCUGCGCACUCCUGAACAGUGUCAGACCAGGAUAAAGAGGCUGAGGGCCAAUUUCCGACACUUCCUCGAAGGCAGAAAAGGAGAGAAACAGGAAUGCAAGUUCUUUGACCAGCUGGUGCAGAUAUUUGGCAGCAAGUAUGUAAUAAACUCUGACCCUCUGGUCGACGAUACAGCCGAUGGCGUAGGUAAGGAGUCAUAUUGCCUCACUGUUGUCCAUCAUGUUAGCUUUAUGCAGUGGCUUUAUCAGCUGGAUAAUGCUUGUAGUGACCAGCAAGCUAGGACUUCACUUAAUCUUGCUGAGAGGUGGAUUUUGAUACCUUCAGACGGAGCCAGGCUAGCUGUUUUUCCUCUGUUUCAAGUUUUUUAUGCUAAGCUAAGCUAACUUGCUUCUGGCUCUAGCUAAAUUGUUAGCAUACAAGCUUUAAAGAGGUAUUCAUCUUAUCGUCUAAAGCAAAUAAGCAUAUUUCUUAAAAUGCCAAAACGAUUGUCUCCAUGACUUACUGUAAGUGUCUUAACUGUAAUGUCAUGUAGAGAUAAAUAAUCCAAAGAGUAAAUGUCUUGGGCUGCAACCAAUGAUUAUUGCCAUUAUUCAUUUAUCGACGAUGGUUAUUUGGUCCAUAAAAUGUCAGAAAAUAGUCAGUUUACUGUCAUAUUGGACUAAAUAAACCAGAAAAUAUUCACAUUGGCGAAGCUGAAAUCACAUUAUUUGGAUAUUUUUGUUCUUUAAAAAUGGUUCAAAACCAUGAAUCAAUUAUAAUAAUAGUUGGCAGUUAGGUUAAUAUUUGACAAAUGGUUGAUUUAUCUUUGCAGAUCCAUAAAUAUCACUAACUCAGGCAAUGUAAAUUCCUAUUUUUAAAGUGUUACAGUGGUUUGUAAGCUAUAUUCAUUAUUUAACAUCUAAAAUGAACUUUUUCUGAUACAGAGACCUGAAACUGUCCAUCAUCCACAGAGUGAACAAGAGGUUACAGCAACUGCAAACCAAGACCAGACCAAGGAACAUCCAGAAGAGAAAAAACAAGGGCAUUCAUACACGGAAGGUCUGUCCAGGCUCACUCAGAUCUAUGUUUGCCUCUGUAUAUACUUCAAAUACUUUUACAUUCUUCAUACACACAGACCAGGCUGUGUGUGUGGUGUGU